UUUCCAUAGUUCAUUUCCCCUUCUCUGCUUUUACCAUGUUGGCUCUUCGUCGAGCUUCGCUUCGUCUCAGGAGCCAAGGAUUUAAUGUAGGAGCUUCUCGUGCAUCUUGUGUCAAAUUAAUGCCAACCGCUUCUGUGGAAGAUGAGGCUGGUAUCUAUGAUUCUCAUCAAAUAACACAUAGUAGGUUUCUAUCGGUGAGCACAUUUUACGGUACAGGUCAUGCUUCUCUGAAAUUUAGUGUGAGCAGGCGUGAACUUUCGUCACAAGCUGAUGCAAGUAGCACGAAAGAGGAUGAUGAUUUGGAAGAUGGGUUGUCUGAGCUGGACACACUGGGAAAUAAUGAUGAGAAUGGAACAGACCUGUCUGAUGAUGAUGGGGAUGGUGAGAAACCGCACGGAGAGCUGGAGUUAUCAGAUGCUGAGAUUGAUUCAACUGAGAAAAUAUUGCGGGUUAGAAAGAUUCAAUCAGAACUUUUCAAGGAAAUUGUAGAUGCUCCAGGUUUGUCUGUUCAUUCUGCUCUGGAUAAGUGGGCUAAACAAGGGAAAGAACUAAGCAGGCAAGAGAUCUCAUUGGCCUUGCUUAAUCUUCGGAGGCGUAAAAUGUAUGCGAGGGCUUUGCAGCUCUUACAGUGGCUAGAGUCAAAUAAGAAGCUUGAAUUUAUUGAGAAAGAUCAUGCCGCUCGACUUGAUUUGAUUGCCAAAUUGCGUGGCCUUGCGAACGCAGAGAGAUACAUCGAGAGUGUUCCAGAAUCUUUUAGAGGGGAGUUAUUAUACCGAACUUUACUGGCUAACUGUGCUAGUCAGAACAGUUUGAAGAAAACAGAGGAAAUAUUCAAUAAAAUGAAGGACUUGGAUCUUCCUGUUACCGCAUUUGCUUGUAACCAGUUACUUCUUAUUUAUAAGAGGGUCGACAAGAAGAAAAUUGCUGAUGUGUUACUGUUGAUGGAAAAAGAGAAUGUCAAACCUACUCCUUUUACUUAUUCAAUCUUAAUUGAUGCAAAGGGCCAGUCCAAUGAUAUUGCUGGAAUGGAACAAGUUGUUGAGACAAUGAAGGCAGAUGGCAUUGAACCAGACUUAUCAACACAGGCAUCCUUGGCUAAGCAUUACACCUCAUCCGGGUUUAAAGAAAAAGCUGAAGCAAUAUUGAAGGAGAUCGAAGGUGAAAAUUUGAAAGUGAAUCGAAGGGCAUGCCCGACUUUGCUCCGCCUUUAUGCAAACUUGGGUAAGGCUGAUGAAGUAGAGCGAAUUUGGAAGGUAUGUGAGUCAAAGCCUCAUAUUGAGGAAUGCCUGGCUGCAAUUGAAGCUUGGGGAAAAUUAAAGAAAAUUGAAGAAGCAGAAGCAGUGUUUGAGAUGAUGUUAAAGAAAUGGAAACUUAAUUCCAAGAACUACUCAAUACUCCUGAAGGUUUAUGCAAAUCAUAAAAUGCUAGCGAAGGGUAAGGAUCUUAUUAAGCGAAUGGCAGACAGUGGGUGCAAAAUCGGCCCAUUUACCUGGGAUUCACUUGUGAAACUCUAUGUACAAGCUGGGGAAGUGGAGAAGGCAGACUCUAUUUUGCAGAAGGCAAUCCAGCAGAAUUUGAUGAAGCCAAUGUUUACUACUUAUAUGGCUAUUAUGGAGCAAUAUGCAAAGAGGGGUGACAUCCAUAAUUCUGAAAAGAUUUUCCAAAGAAUGAGAGAAGCUGGUUAUGUUUCUCGAAUUAGUCCGUUCCAAGUUCUAAUUCAAGCCUAUAUAAAUGCCAAGCUUCCUGCAUAUGGGAUCAGGGAGAGGAUGAAAGCUGAUAACCUAUUUCCCAACAAAACUUUGGCUAACCAGUUGGUUUUAGUUGAUGCGUUUAGGAAGAAUGCAGUUUCAGAUUUGCUUGAUUGAUGAAAAUUAGCAUAUUCUGAAAGUGUUGCUUCUACUCUUUAAAUGCAACUAUUGUUAGUUAAUUAGUAGAUUGAACAUCCCAAAUUUGUAAUGUUUCAUCUUUUACUGCUAUCUAAGAUAAAAAAACUCUUGCC
Messenger RNA from Gastrolobium bilobum, 1999 nucleotides. Its product is annotated as pentatricopeptide repeat-containing protein At1g80270, mitochondrial. Gene Ontology annotation, molecular function: protein binding. The record is from RefSeq and is a predicted model, not a curated record. Bases 36 to 1865 code for a protein of 609 amino acids. Gene Ontology annotation, cellular component: mitochondrion. NCBI's taxonomy places the organism in Eukaryota, Viridiplantae, Streptophyta, Magnoliopsida, Fabales, Fabaceae. The transcript is spliced from 3 exons.